UUUCCAGACGGCGGACUACAGGCAUGGUUGAACGUUGCCGGCGCUUCGGCCGGUCUCUUCGUGUCUUUUGGAUGGAUUAACUGCGUCGGUGUCUUCCAAGAAUACUACCAGACCCACCAACUGGCUGCUUACACCCCUGCGGACAUUGCAUGGAUAUCCUCCCUUCAGAUCUUCUUCAUGAUGGCUGGCGGCCUCAUUGUCGGUAAAUUCUUCGACAACUACGGUCCUCGCUAUCUUCUUCUCCUUGGUAGCUUCAUGCACGUCUUCGGCCUCAUGAUGACCAGUCUGGCCACGAAAUACUACCACUUCAUCCUUGCCCAAGCAAUCUGCUCCGCCAUCGGUGCGUCCAUGAUAUUCUACUGCUCGAUGAACUCCACCACUACAUGGUUCUUCAAAAAGCGUGGCGCCGCCCUCGGUCUCGUCACCGCCGGCUCGUCUCUCGGCGGCGUCAUCCUGCCCAUUAUGGUCACGAAGCUCAUCCCGCAGAUAGGUUAUGCGUGGACAAUGCGCACCAUCGGGUUCACCAUCCUCGGCCUCCUGGUCUUCUCCAACUUGACUGUCCGAUCGCGCCUCCCACCAAAUAAGCGCCCCUUCGCCCUCUCCAACUACAUCGCCCCCUUCAAACAACCUGGUUUCUGUGUGCUCACAGCUGCCGUAUUCUUCUUCUAUUGGGGUAUGUUCACGCCCUUUGUCUUCAUCGUCAGUGAGGCACGUAGUUUCGGUAUGGACGCCCAGCUUGCACAGUACCUUGUCGCGAUCCUUAACGGUGCCUCCAUCCUCGGCCGUACGCUCCCAAACGCAAUCGCGGACAAAGUCGGCCGCUUCAACGUCAUGAUCAUUAUGUCGUUCGCCACUACCAUCUUAAUCCUCGCACUAUGGCUCCCGGCGACCGGAAAUGCACCUCUCAUCCUGUUCGCAGCCUUCUUUGGCUUCUCCUCUGGCGCCGGCAUCUCACUCACUCCCGUACUUGUCGCACAGGUCUCACCGAUCAAGGAUAUCGGCGUUUGGACGGGCUCGCUGAUGGCUUUUGGCGCGAUCUCCGCCCUGACGGGGAGCCCGAUUGGCGGCGCCAUACUCACUGCUAGUGGAGGCGACUUUACGAAUGCGCAGAUUUUCUCUGGUGUGGCCACAGGUGUCGGCGCGUGUUUGUUUGUGGUGGCUCGGGUCGUUUAUGGCGGU
Molecule: messenger RNA, 1179 nt
Organism: Pseudovirgaria hyperparasitica
Lineage: Eukaryota; Fungi; Ascomycota; Dothideomycetes; Acrospermales; Acrospermaceae
Product: major facilitator superfamily transporter
Exons: 1
Biological process (GO): transmembrane transport
Cellular component (GO): fungal-type vacuole membrane
Molecular function (GO): transmembrane transporter activity
Source: RefSeq, a predicted model, not a curated record